Messenger RNA from Physcomitrium patens, 2407 nucleotides. Its product is annotated as protein NDL2. The record is from RefSeq and is a predicted model, not a curated record. NCBI's taxonomy places the organism in Eukaryota, Viridiplantae, Streptophyta, Bryopsida, Funariales, Funariaceae.
CAUCUCAGUAUGGUGGUAUUUCCUGCGGUUAAUCGUCACCGUCACGUUCGUUGCAAGCUCAACAACUGCAUGCUAUUGUUGCCAGGUCCUUGGCGUAGAUUUCGUGGGUGCGGGAUUGUAAUUUUACUCAUGGCUCGACAUCCUCGAACUCGAUUCUGGUGUGUGCUCUUUGAAGUCGUAUGUUCCGUGUGCUUGAAGACGGUUGUGAGGUGUAGCUGAGUGGAGGCGAGGUCCACCAGAAAUUCGGUUUUAUGGUAUCCGGACUCCGCUUUGGUGGCUCGUUGUGACAGCUAGCUCUCAGGUGGGAGAGCCAGGGCGUCUGUCUGCAAGAAUUUGUGGCUGCACAUGUGAUGGUGCAGAAGGUAGCUUUGUUCCAGUCCUUGCUUACUCUGACAUGCUGAUUUCACCAACUGUACCACCGAUCGGGAGGUGCACCUUCACUCACAGCUAAGCUGGGUGUCCAGGGAUCUUCAAUUGUAGCCUCAUCCACAAUAAAUUGUACAUACCUAGUUGGAUAGUACAGAGCUACACGAGUUGGGCAAAGUUGGUACCCUUGGGGUGUCUACGUCGCUUUGGAGGCUUUCAAUACCACUUUGUUGUUCGGUUGCAUUACGACUGCUGGAAGUGAAUGCAGUCAGUGGGGGUGUCAGGCGUGUGAGAUGAUCACCGAGGAGGAGAGGCAGAGGCCAGGAUUUAGUGGGGUGGUUUCGGGGUUCUUUUGCGCAGAUGCUUUAAAGCGCUGCAAGUGAUGAACACGUGAGGGGUUUGCUGAUUGCGAGAUUCUUCCUACGAGGACCAAUGUGGGGGAGUUCGAUGUAGAGGAAGGAGCAGGGCAAGCUUUCGCGACAGUUUGAGCGAGAAGAGUAGCAUACUUGAUAACUUGUAAUGGAGCAGCGACUCGAUUCUGUUGCUCUGGACAUGGACAUUGCGCCGUGGGGUGGGCAGGAGUACUUGGUACCUACCUCAUUCGGUCCCAUUUCAGUCACUGUUUGUGGAGAUCUGGACAAGUGCGCUCUCGUCACUUACCCUGACGUGGGACUAAAUUACUUGUCUUGCUUCGAGGGUCUUUUCUCUACUCCUGAAGCUUCUUCGGUGCUCUUCCACAAUUUUUGCAUAUAUCAUAUUGACCCACCGGGUCACGAGGUUGGGGCACCUGAAAUUUCUCCUGAUCAGGGCUUUCUAUCCGUUGAUGAUUUAGCCGACCAAGUUGCCGAAGUUGUAGAUUAUUUUGGGAUCAACGAGGUGAUCGGCUUAGGAGCCACUGCUGGAGCUUAUGUCCUUAGCCUGUUUGCGUGCAAGUAUCCAGACCGUGCAUUAGGUCUCAUCUUGGUGUCACCCGUUGCCCAAUGUGCAUCUUGGACGGAAUGGUUGCAGAAUCAGGCCAUGAUUAAUCUUCUUUACUUCUGCGGCAUGACUCAUUUUGUUAGGGAGAGCCUUAUUAAACGGUACUUUGGUUCAGAAGUACGGGAUGCAGCAGCUUCAGUAGGAGGGGCAGACAUGUUGAAAACCCUGUGUCAAUAUAUGGACAACGGCCGAAGUGAAAACGUGAUGCGCUACCUGCAAGCAAUCCAUCGAAGGCGAGAUUUGACCGAGGAUCUGAAAGUUCUGAGGUGCCGGACGCUGAUACUAGUUGGGGAAGAGUCUCCUUUCCACCACGAAACACUGCACAUGAGCAAUGCCAUGAACAGACGUUACAAUGCGUUGAUUGAGGUAGAAGGGUGUGGUUCCUUAGUCACGGAGGAGAGGCCACAAUCCAUGCUAGUGCCCAUUGAGCUUUUUCUCACGGGCUAUGCUUUCUAUCAACGCCCAUCGAGGUCUGUUUCUUCCAGCCCGAGCAGCCCUCUGAGCUCCCUCUGUGUGGCAGCCGAGCUCCUGUCACCGGAGAGUCUGGGAGUGAAGCUGAAGCCCAUCAAGACUCGCGUUUGUGCACCAAUGCAAUAGCAGGACCAGCACAUUUUGAUACAUGGAGACAGUGAGCCUGGUGUUGUACAUCAAUGUAGAGUGCAUCGGAGCCGAGCUGAGCCGUGCAGUUCCGGUGGUGAAGAGAGCUCGGCAUGAGUGAACCCUUGACACAGUAGCAAGGUGCGGCAAGCAUGUUCCGAUUUCGCAUUAUCAUUCGAGCCAUGACAUGCUUCAUACACAGCGUCCACUAUGGGCGGCGAUGCUCGGUGGAUUCCACCGCGUUGUUUCAAUAAUGAGAAUCUGUACACUAGCAGUGGAGCUUGGGGAUCUCUGUGAGACCCCUCUUUUGGGUUGAAGUGUGUGACGUUCCUUCAAGCCUGAUUCAAUACAAGAGGGGACACCAUGGACACGACCGUUUUGAUGUGGUCACAGGAACAUUGCUCUUGUGCAUGGUUUCUUGAGGUUUACCAAGUUUUCAGCUCCUUUCAUGUUUCUACACAUUCAA